GAGAUAUUCAAAAGAAUUGAGAUUCCUUCUACGAUGAGGACCUUGUGCACAGUAGCUACAGACAUAAUCCCAACUACACCAAAAUUACCAAUUUGCCACCACAGUCGUCUUCUCCCCCUCAAUUUCUCGCCAUUUCUCCAUUAUUCUGCGAUUCGUUCACUCAAAAGUACGAGAAUAGCAGUGAAAUCCACUAGAAGAACAAUAGCUGCAAAAGCUUCAUCAAUGGCGGCAGAUGGUGAUUCGCAGACUACAAAACCAUUCUCAGUUCUAUUCGUUUGCCUCGGCAAUAUCUGUAGAAGCCCAGCCGCCGAGGGUGUAUUCAAGCAUCUCGUCAGUCAACGGAAUCUCGACUCAAAAUUCUACAUUGAUUCUGCAGGCACCAUCAAUUACCACGAGGGCAAUCAAGCGGAUCAAAGAAUGAGAGCAGCUUCGAAAAGGCGUGGAAUCGAGAUAACUUCGUUGUCGAGGCCAAUUAGGGCUUCUGAUUUUAGGGAUUUUGAUCUUAUUCUUGCAAUGGACAAGCAAAACAGAGAGGAUAUAAUCGGUGCGUUCGAGAGGUGGAGGCACAGAGAGACAUUGCCUGCUGAUGGAGCUAACAAGGUUCAGUUAAUGUGUUCGUACUGCAAGAGACAUAGUGAAACGGAAGUGCCCGACCCCUAUUAUGGUGGACAACAAGGUUUCGAGAAGGUUCUGGAUAUGCUUGAAGAUGCUUGUGAGUCACUACUGGAAAAAAUUGUUACCGAGAAAAGUCUUGGUUGAGUUUCGAAGCUGUGCAUGUUGGAUCUUUGAUUGUUGGCACAUCGCAAAUGCUCAUUGGCUGUCUUAGUUUCGCCACAUAAUUUGCAUUUGCAAUUAUUCACCAAUUAGAUUAUGCUUAUUGUUUUCCAGUAUUGGUUAAUCUGUUUUGGCUGUAAUUCAGAGUUAAAUUUAACUGAACAUUUGUUUCGAACUAUUAUUUGUAUACAUACACAACAUGCUGGAUAUG
Erythranthe guttata (spotted monkey flower) is the source of this 985-nucleotide messenger RNA. RefSeq lists its product as uncharacterized. Gene Ontology annotation, biological process: protein dephosphorylation. The record is from RefSeq and is a predicted model, not a curated record. Gene Ontology annotation, molecular function: protein tyrosine phosphatase activity. NCBI's taxonomy places the organism in Eukaryota, Viridiplantae, Streptophyta, Magnoliopsida, Lamiales, Phrymaceae.